AUGGACAGUUUAUUUUCUGGAGGUGGCAAUAUAAAGUUAGACGCCUCCUCACUGUUCAAUGAAGUAUCAGAUAGAGAUGAGACUGACGAAUCAGCACAAGAAAAAGGCCAACCCACAAACUUUCCCAACCGUCCACCGAUAUGCUACACCCCGACCACAAAUGAUUCCACCAACCUUCCUGGCUUCGACCUUACCGCUGGAAAUGAAUGGCAAUACCCUACUAGUGUCGAGUUGCGAGAUUAUCAGUUCGUAAUUACUGAGAGAUGCCUCUACCAAAACUGCCUCGUCUGCAUUCCCACUGGUAUGGGAAAGACCCUAAUUGCAGCUGUCGUUCUGCACAACUUCCUUCGUUGGUAUCCUACCGGUUGUGUGGUCUUUAUGGCCCCCACUCGACCUCUUGUCUCUCAGCAGAUGACAGCUUGUCGUGAUUUCACUGGUCUCUCCAUUUCCGGGAUACAGGCAGCCGAGGCCGUAGAAUUGACGGGCUCAACAUCACCUCAACAACGAGCAGCUCUUUGGAAUGGUCCGCAUCGUGCGUUUUUCCUCACACCACAAGUUAUUGUCAAUGACCUCGUCACUGGCAUUUGUCCUGCUACUUCGAUCCGCUGUAUGGUCAUUGAUGAGGCUCAUAAAGCAACUGGAAAUCAUGCCUAUUGUCAGGUAAGCUACCUUCACGUAGUGCUUUUUGUACAGGUGAUGCGAUCAAUUACAGGAGCACCCUACAAUCAUAGACAAUUUCGUGUGGUUGCGCUCUCAGCAACCCCAGCCUCUGAUCUUCUGGGUGCCCAAGCGGUGAUAGCGAAUCUUCUCAUUGCUCAUCUGGAAGUCCGCACAGAAUCUAGCCCUGAUGUUCGUGAAUAUUGCCAUCAACGAGCCAUCGAGACCAUCAUAGUUCGUCUAGAUCCACAGCUCUCCCGCUUCAAACAACGCCUUUGCGAUGUUGCGCGUCCACCGCUUCAACGCCUGUGUGAGCACAAUGCACUGUGGGCUUCAAAUCCCCGUCGACAACCCGACCCUGAAGCGUUUGCCGCCUUCACACUGGUAAAAGCCCGCGAAGCCUUUACUCGAAAUAAUCCUUCCUCAUCCUUCUUUGGCGCGGUUCUUCGAGACUUCCGACUAGCGACAUGUUUCGCUCGUGCCCUCCAACUCCUCACACAAUAUGGUCUACGCCCUGUCUAUCAGUAUCUGCUUACCAAUAUCGGGUCAUCCAACGACCUGGCUCAGGUCACUGGACUACAGGAGUUUGUCACAGAACUCGGGAGUGCUCUUGGAGCUGCCGAAGCCACGGCAGUGAUGAGUCAAUUGCCUUUUGUUCCAGGUCAUCCGAAGUUGCUCAAACUCCGCGAUGUGCUGAUUGAGCACUUUACAGGUGCUUCUGAACGCUGUCAAAGUCAGCGGGGUACUCGGGCGAUAGUUUUCACACAGUAUCGUGACUCCGUUUCUGACAUUAUGCACAUGCUGGAGGCCUACAAGCCCAAUUUACGACCAGCGGUAUUUGUGGGUCAGACCUCUUCAGGAGGUCAGCAUCACUCAAAGAAGCGGAACACUCAGCGAGAUCAACUCCAUGUAAUGGAGAUGUUUCGGGAGGGUCGUGUCAACAUCCUCAUUUCCACUUGUAUCGGUGAAGAGGGUCUAGACGUAGGUCAGGUGGAUCUGAUCGUUUGUUUCGACGCGCACAAGUCACCAGCUCGUUUGAUUCAGCGUUUGGGUAGAACUGGGCGGAGGCGCUCAGGACGUGUGGUGGUCCUCCUCACAGAGGGCCGGGAACGAUCCAAUUUCGCUCUUAGUAUGGCUCGCUCCAACACUGUCCACGACACCUUGUUACAAGGUCAGGCUACGCAGAAACUAAUUUUUUAUCCACACAACCCUCGAAUGGUACCACUGGGAGUUAAUCCCUCUCCUGUACUUUGGAAACCUUCAAUUCAUUUAGAAAAUAAUGCUUCCGUCAGUCACAAAGCUCUGACAAAUUACAGGAGAAGAUAUCCAACACCUCCUGCAAAUCUUCGAUUCUCCAUCUGUGAAGCAUCUUCUCUCCUGUCAUUCAGUCAAGAGGAUACGGGGAAAAUGAACACAUUUACCCGGCGCUACUCCGUGAAUCGUUGGAUUCCGGCGAUUCGCGAGGGUUUCCAGACUGAGGUCUCAGGUCCGUCAACAACCACGUGGCAUUUGGUUGCCUCACUGCGGCUUCUCGAAUUGCAUCGAAGGGGUCGAACACAUGCCAUGUAUCAUGCCAUGGGCAUCCGGGAAGUCGAUAUGAUUAGUUCUUUAUCUGAUCUGCCUUCUUCAAUGACCCAGUUUUCGCAGACUGCUCCAGGAGAACCCGUAGAUCCAUCUCCUCCACCUGCAUCACAAGAUCUGCCUGAGGCUACGCCAUCGGUUAAAUCGUCAAUCCGAUUCUUUCGUGGACUCGUAUCGAAAACAUUAAUGGUCGAUCCGCGAAUCCAUACAUCUGGUGAACUAAAUUUUCCUGACGUUAUUUCGAUAAGGGGGAUAACAAUGGAGGGCCUGAACAAGGGACUUGAAAAGUUGAUUACAUCUGGAAUCGAUCCUCCUACUCAUGAAUGUCAACCUGAUGCGUGUACGAAAUCCGUGCCCUUUGACUCAGCUCCCAGUUUACCUGCCCCACUUUUGUUAGGAUCUUUUCACCUCCCGUCUCCAAUUAACUCUCCUCCAGCCAAACGACUACGCACCCUGACUAUUUCAGAAAAAUCUGUUUCGGGUGUUUCAAAUGCAACUGACGACAUGCGACCCGACCUAAUAUUGCGUCUCAGUGACGACUUGCAUGACUUUCUAAACUCGUGUUGA
Messenger RNA from Echinococcus granulosus, 2805 nucleotides. RefSeq names its product Fanconi anemia group M protein. Gene Ontology annotation, biological process: double-strand break repair via synthesis-dependent strand annealing; interstrand cross-link repair; replication fork reversal. Gene Ontology annotation, molecular function: 3'-5' DNA helicase activity; ATP binding; four-way junction DNA binding. The transcript has a single exon. Bases 1 to 2805 code for a protein of 934 amino acids. Lineage: Eukaryota; Metazoa; Platyhelminthes; Cestoda; Cyclophyllidea; Taeniidae. The record is from RefSeq and is a predicted model, not a curated record.